Messenger RNA from Westerdykella ornata, 677 nucleotides. RefSeq lists its product as uncharacterized. Bases 198 to 569 code for a protein of 123 amino acids. The record is from RefSeq and is a predicted model, not a curated record. The transcript is spliced from 2 exons. Lineage: Eukaryota; Fungi; Ascomycota; Dothideomycetes; Pleosporales; Sporormiaceae.
CCAGCACCUGUUGUGGCAACUUUGCAACCCGUUCCGGCGUUCCAGCGACCGCUGAUCGCUUGCAAUUCCCGUUUUUCCAUCGUGUCCAGAACCCCACAGCUGAACGUCACUGGUCCUUCCAUGGCGUGAAAGCCUGGCUCUCAACAAGCUGCUGUUGCGAGGCCCUGAUCGUGUUUCGGUGGCCAUGAUUCCAGACGAUGCACCCUCUCUGCUUGCUGGCCGUGGGACGCUGGAGUUGCAGAACCCUUUUCCCCUAUGUGACCGGCCGACACCCUUUCGGUGCCUGCCUUGCAGACCCUGACCAACCGCCCCCUUUGGAGCUGCCUCGAAUUAGAAACCCAAACACCAACCCGUCCUCUGCCCAACUCUGCCAUCAUUCGCUGCAAUCUCCAAGCUCGGCGCCUCUUAUUACUCGCACGGGAACUCCCGCCAAGCUUCGCUGCAUCACUUGCCUUCGACUUGGGGUUGUGGUUGUGGCCCAUCCCCACCCCCUCCCUCAUCACCUCAGCCUCUCUCCAUCUGUUAUGGCCCGGGGUGAGCUGCUCGGCGGCCUGCCACACUUUCGCUGACACCGCUCGCUGGUCCCGGAACCAAUCAAUCUGAAGAUAAGCGACGGACCCGUCCCUGUCUCGUGAACCACCUACCACAUUCACCUGUCAGCCUCCGCAACUGCCGCU